Molecule: messenger RNA, 1566 nt
Organism: Sorghum bicolor (sorghum)
Lineage: Eukaryota; Viridiplantae; Streptophyta; Magnoliopsida; Poales; Poaceae
Exons: 3
Coding region: 1-1566 (521 amino acids)
Source: RefSeq, a predicted model, not a curated record
AUGCAAAAUGCCAAGUCGAUCCCGCGCCAAACUUCCCGCGCGGCUGUCCUUCCCGCGCGGCACUCCUUCCACGCGCGGCCAAACAGCCCGCCGUCGGCCUGCGCACGUUCAGCUCGCCGCCGGUCUCCACGUUCAGCCCGCCGCCGGCGCAGUUUCCAUCAGUUUUCGGUCUCCACGUUCAGCUCGCCGCCGGUCUCCACGUUCAGGCCGCCGCCGGCGCAGUUUCCAUCAGUUUCCAGUCUCCACGUUCAGCUCGCCGCCGGUCUCCACGUUCAGCCCGCCGCCAACUCCAGCAGUUUUCGGUCGCCGCCAUCUCCAUCAUCGCGAGCAGGAGAAUUUUGUGAAGCCAACAUGGGAUCGAGGGUACUAGAGAAUGGAUCUAGCCGUAUUGCACAGCGCAUCGCCAAGUUGCGUGCUUCAAGAUCACGUCGCCGAAAUCAAUUGCUUGACGACUCUUCGGAUGACGAGGCCUACGACAUGAUGACAGCUGUUUGUAUUGUGCGCACAUUCAGAAUGAGCAAGCCACUUUUCUGUCGCAUCAUGGAUGCUGUUGAAGCACAUGAUAAUUACUUUGUGCAGAAAACAGAUGCCUGUGGUGUGCUCGGUCUGAGUUGCUUCCAGAAAGUGACUGCCGCUCUUCGUAUGCUCACAUAUGGAGUCUCUGCUGAUUCUACAGAUGAGUAUAUCCGUAUUGGUGAAAGCACUGCCCUUGAGAGCCUGCGUAAGUUUGUUGCUGCAAUUGUUGAAAUAUUUGAAGCUGAAUACUUGAGACACCCCACUGAGGCUGACGUAGCACGCUUGCUGGCAGUCAAUGAGAAAAGAGGUUUCCCAGGCAUGUUAGGGUCGAUCGAUUGUAUGCAUUGGGAAUGGAAGAAUUGUCCAAUGCAAUCACAGGGGCAGUACAAGGGUCAUGCGAACAGGCCAACUAUCAUUUUAGAAGCUGUUGCAUCUCAUGAUCUUUGGUGUUGGCAUGCAUUUUAUGGCAUGCCUGGCUCUCAUAAUGAUAUAAACGUUCUUCACCGGUCUCCACUGUUUGACAACUUGGCAGAAGGAAAAGCUCCAGAGGUGAACUAUACCAUUAAUGGGCAUGAGUACAAGAUGGGAUAUUUACUCGCCGAUGGUAUUUACCCCCCUUGGGCCACUUUAGUGAAGACCAUCUCUAAUCCUAUGGGCAACAAGGCCAAAUAUUUUGCAAGAGCACAAGAAGCUGUGAGGAAGGAUGUCGAAAGAUUUUUUGGUGUAUUUCAGUCUAGGUUUGCCAUUAUAGCACAUCCAGGUCGCAUUUGGGACAGAGAGACACUAGCAUUGAUCGUGAGGGCUUGUGUUAUAAUGCACAAUAUGAUUGUUGAAGAUGAAAGAGUUCUGGACCCCGAUGAGCGGUUUCCGGAUGCCCCAAAUGAUAAUGUGCAACCUUCUCAUGGGACGCCCACUCGCACACUGGCUGAAUUUAUUGAAGCUAGUAAAAAGAUUAGAGACAAGCCAACACAUUUUCAGUUGCAAGAAGACCUCAUCGAGCACCUAUGGAACCGUCAUCCUGAUUUGUACCCCAUGGAACCGGCAGCAUGA